This is a messenger RNA of Gossypium raimondii (Peruvian cotton), 7483 nucleotides long. RefSeq names its product ATP-dependent helicase BRM. Lineage: Eukaryota; Viridiplantae; Streptophyta; Magnoliopsida; Malvales; Malvaceae. Gene Ontology annotation, cellular component: nucleus. The record is from RefSeq and is a predicted model, not a curated record. The coding region runs from base 516 to 7256 and encodes 2246 amino acids. Gene Ontology annotation, biological process: positive regulation of transcription by RNA polymerase II. The transcript has 14 exons. Gene Ontology annotation, molecular function: ATP-dependent chromatin remodeler activity; protein binding; ATP binding.
UCAUUCGUCAUUUUACUAACAAGAGGGGAAAAAUAGGAAAAAAGGAAAUCUGCAAAAAAGAAAAAACAAAAAUUUCUUUUAAACCCCCAGAGGGAAAAAGAAUUUGCAAAAUUGCGUGAAAACUGAGAGAGGACGAGAUCAGUUGUGAGAGGGCAGAGGGUUGGAUCAUCAAAUUUUUUUCAAAAUUUUAAUUUUCGUUUCCGUCAAAUUCGUGUUCUCACUUAACUCAUCAAGAUCUACCUUUCAAUUAGACCGAAAAUUCCGGAUUUCUAGAGAGAGAAACAAAAACAAAUUUCAACUAUUUCUUUUUUGUUUUUAGUUAAUUUUUUUUAUUGUUAAUUUUCUUUUGAACGUUGGGAUCGGAGGGAAAAAGGGGUUUUAUUAAAAUUAAUAAAGUUUUUUUUUGGAGGGAUUUGAGUUGUGCUAUUGGUGGGGGGUUUUUUUUUUUUGAAUUUUUGUGGUAAUAAUUUGGUUUUUGCGGGGAACUACAGUUAAAAAAUUUGGAGUUAGAUUUUAUGCAAUCUGGUGGUGGUGGCGGAGGUGGGCCCAGCCGGAACCCUGGGGCGGGUCCGGUAGGGCGGACCGCGUCCACAUCGUCUGCAGCUUCGCCCUCUUCCUCGUCAUCGGCCGUUUCAGCCCCUCACUUCGGAUAUGAUUCGGUGCAGCAGCAACAGCAACAACAACAGCAGCAGCAGCAAAUAGCGUCUAGGCAGUCAUUACAACAACAACUAUUUAGAAAACCUGAAGGAAAUGAAGCCAUCCUAGCAUAUCAAGCCCGUGGUCUUCAAGGUAUGAUGGGUGGAGACAAUUUUCCUUCAUCUCCAGGCUCCAUGCAACCGUCUCAACAGUCCAGGAAAUUUUUUGAUCUGGCUCAACCGCAUGCUUCUGCUCAGGACAGCCAGCAAAGGAGUCAAGGUGUUGAUCAACAAAUGUUGAACCCUGUUCAGCAAGCAUAUUAUCAGUAUGCUUUCCAGGCUGCUCAGCAUCAAAAGACACUUUUAGCACAGCAGCAGGCUAAGAUGGCAAUGUUGGGCUCUGCAUCUCUUAAGGAUCAGGACACGCGAAUUGGAAACUUGAAAAUGCAGGAACUUAUUUCCAUGCAAGUAGCUAAGCAGGCUCAGGCAUCAUCCUCUAAGAACACAUCCGAGCAGCUUGAUUGUGUUGAAAAGCAGAUAGAGCAAGGACCAGAGUCAGCUUCUGAGCAAAGAAAUGAACUCAAGGCACCUGCCCAGGUGACAGUUGGUGGAAAAUCAAUGCCUGGAAAUGUUUUGAGGACAAUGCAGGCACAAGCUCAGCAAACCGUUCAAAACUCAGGAAACAAUCAACUCGUUAUGGCUGCACAGUUGCAGGCAUGGGCACGUGAGCGUAAUAUUGAUCUGUCACAGCCUGCAAAUGCCAACUUGAUGGCACAGCUCAUUCCACUCAUGCAGUCAAGGAUGGCUGCCCAGAAGAAGACAAACGAAAGCAAUAUGGCACCUGUGCCUGUGUCCAAGCCGCAAGUCUCUUCUCCAUCAGUUCUAAGUGAGAGUUCUCCCUGUGGUAAUUCAUCUAAUGAUAUAUCUGCCCAGUCUGGUCCUGCAAAAUCCAGGCCGACAGUUAUACCUAGCCCUUUUGGCUCAACUUCCAGUGCUGGGGCAGUUGAUGAUGCUAAGAACAUAGCAAUGCAGCAGCUAGCUAUUAAUGGCCGUGAUAACCAAGUGCCUCCCAGACAGACAGUAGUGCACGGGAAUGGGAUGCCUCCUAUGCAUCCUCCACAAUCAUCUGCAAAUAUUAACCAGAGCUUUGAUCCAUCUUUUCCAGCAAAAACUUCAUUAGGUGGCACAGAAACACUGCAAAUGCAGAAUAUCAAACAGUUAAGUCGACCUUCUCAACAGCCUGCUGCUCCUAAUAAUAAUGGGGGCUCAGUUAACAACACACCAUCACAAGGGGGAGCAGCUAGCAAGAUGGCACAGCAAUGUUUUGGUUUCACUAAACAACAACUUCAUGUUCUCAAAGCACAAAUACUAGCAUUUAGGCGCCUGAAGAAAGGAGAAGGUACACUUCCACAAGAACUUCUUCAAGCCAUUAUACCCCCAGCACUUGAGCAGCAGCAGCUGCAGUUUCCUCCACUAGGUGGAAAUAAUCAGGACAGAAAUGGUGGAAAGAGUAUAGAAGAUAAAGGGAAGCAUUUGGAAUCUAAUGAAAAGGUUUUGCAGGCUGGGCCAUCUACUGAUGGACAGAAUGUUAUUAAAGAGGAAGCUUAUGCAGGAGAUGAAAAAGCAACUGCAUCAACAGCUGAUAUGCAAGGUGUGUCAGCCACUGCCAAGGAUUUUUCAUCCGCAUUACCUGCCGCAAAAGAAGAGCAGAAAAGUUCUGUCUUUCCUGCCAAGUCUGACCAAGAAGUGGAACCUGGUCUUCCAAAAAUUCCAGUUAGAAAUGAUUCUAGUGUGGAGAGAGGAAAGUCUGUCGCACCACAAGUUGCUGCAUCUGAUGGAGGGCAAAUUAAGAAACCUGUGGAAGCAAACUCAGCGCCCCAGAAAGAUCUUGGCCCUGCCAGAAAGUAUCAUGGACCACUAUUUGAUUUUCCCUUCUUCACUAGGAAGCAUGACUCGUACGGCUCAGCAAUGCCUAACAGUAAUAAUAAUCUAACACUGGCAUAUGAUGUCAAAGAUCUUCUCUUUGAGGAAGGGAUGGAAGUCCUUAGCAAGAAACGAUCAGAAAAUUUAAGGAAGAUUGGUGGCUUACUAGCAGUAAAUUUGGAAAGGAAAAGGAUUAGGCCAGAUCUUGUUCUGCGACUGCAGAUUGAAGAAAGAAAGCUUCGACUUGUAGAUCUGCAGGCACGUUUAAGAGAUGAAGUUGAUCAGCAGCAACAAGAGAUAAUGGCGAUGCCUGACAGACCAUACAGAAAAUUUGUCCGCCUGUGUGAACGUCAGCGUAUGGAGUUGGCCAGACAAGUACAAGCCACUCAGAAGGCCCUGAGAGAGAAACAAUUGAAAUCCAUCUUUCAGUGGCGUAAGAAGCUCUUGGAGGCUCACUGGGCCAUCCGUGAUGCAAGAACUGCUCGCAAUAGGGGAGUUGCCAAGUACCAUGAAAGAAUGUUACGGGAGUUUUCAAAGAGAAAAGAUGAUGACAGGAAUAAGAGGAUGGAGGCCUUGAAGAAUAAUGAUGUUGAAAGGUAUAGAGAGAUGUUGAUUGAGCAGCAGACAAACAUCCCUGGUGAUGCUGCAGAGAGAUAUGAAGUUCUUUCAUCAUUCCUGACGCAGACUGAAGAGUAUCUUCAUAAACUGGGAAGUAAGAUAACUGCAGCCAAGAAUCAGCAAGAAGUGGAGGAGGCCGCAAAUGCUGCUGCUGUUGCUGCACGGUUGCAGGGUUUAUCAGAAGAAGAAGUUAGGGUUGCAGCAGCUUGUGCUGGAGAGGAAGUAAUGAUAAGAAAUCGGUUUAUGGAAAUGAAUGCACCCAGGGAUGGUUCAUCUGUUAGCAAGUACUAUAAUCUUGCUCAUGCUGUGAAUGAAAGAGUCGUAAGGCAACCAUCAAUGCUACGAGCUGGAACAUUACGAGACUAUCAGCUUGUUGGUUUGCAAUGGAUGCUUUCUUUGUAUAAUAAUAAACUAAAUGGUAUCUUAGCUGAUGAGAUGGGCCUUGGAAAGACUGUUCAGGUUAUGUCAUUGAUUGCUUAUUUAAUGGAAUUCAAAGGAAACUAUGGUCCACAUCUUAUAAUUGUUCCAAAUGCUGUUCUGGUAAAUUGGAAGAGUGAGCUGCAUAAUUGGCUGCCGUCUGUGUCAUGUAUAUAUUAUGUUGGAGGAAAAGACCAGCGUUCAAAAUUAUUUUCUCAAGAGGUUCUGGCAAUGAAAUUUAAUGUCCUCGUGACAACUUAUGAAUUCAUCAUGUAUGAUCGAUCAAAACUUUCUAAAAUCGAUUGGAAGUACAUUAUAAUUGAUGAAGCACAGCGAAUGAAAGAUAGGGAAUCUGUUUUAGCUCGUGAUCUUGAUAGAUACCGCUGCCAGAGGCGGUUACUUCUUACUGGGACACCCUUACAGAAUGACUUGAAAGAACUCUGGUCACUGUUAAAUCUUCUCCUUCCUGAAGUGUUUGAUAAUCGCAAGGCAUUUCAUGAUUGGUUUUCACAACCAUUUCAAAAGGAAGGCCCUACGCAUAAUGCAGAGGAUGAUUGGCUUGAGACGGAGAAGAAGGUUAUCAUCAUCCACCGACUUCAUCAAAUCCUAGAGCCUUUUAUGCUUAGACGUCGUGUUGAAGAUGUGGAAGGUUCCCUCCCUCCAAAGGUCUCAAUAGUUUUAAAAUGCAGAAUGUCAGCUAUUCAGAGUGCCAUUUAUGAUUGGAUAAAGUCAACUGGAACACUUCGAGCUGAUCCUGAAGAUGAGAAGAUCAGGGUUUCAAAAAAUCCACUAUACCAGGCUAGGGUGUACAAAACUUUAAAUAACCGGUGUAUGGAGCUUCGGAAGACUUGCAAUCAUCCUUUGCUUAAUUACCCCUAUUUCAAUGACUUAUCCAAAAAUUUCCUUGUGAGGUCUUGUGGAAAAUUGUGGAUUCUAGACAGGAUCCUAAUAAAACUGCAAAGAACUGGGCAUCGUGUAUUACUCUUUAGUACGAUGACAAAGCUUCUGGAUAUCUUGGAGGAAUACUUGCAGUGGAGGAGGCUUGUCUACAGACGUAUUGAUGGAACAACUAGCUUGGAAGAUCGUGAAUCAGCUAUUGUUGACUUCAAUAGCCCUGACUCUGAAUGCUUCAUAUUCUUACUAAGUAUUCGUGCAGCUGGACGUGGUCUAAAUCUUCAAUCUGCUGACACUGUUGUUAUAUAUGAUCCUGAUCCAAAUCCUAAAAAUGAGGAACAGGCAGUCGCUAGAGCCCACCGAAUUGGACAAACAAGGGAAGUCAAAGUCAUUUACAUGGAAGCAGUUGUUGACAAAAUCUCUAGUCAGCAGAAGGAGGAUGAACUAAGGAAUGGAGGUACAGUUGAUUUUGAGGAUGAUUUUGCAGGUAAGGAUAGAUAUAUGGGAUCUAUUGAGAGCCUCAUAAGGAAUAACAUUCAGCAGUAUAAAAUUGACAUGGCUGAUGAAGUAAUCAAUGCUGGACGUUUUGACCAGAGAACGACCCAUGAAGAGAGACGUAUGACUUUAGAAACAUUAUUGCAUGAUGAGGAGAGGUAUCAAGAAACUGUCCAUGAUGUUCCUUCUUUGCACCAGGUAAAUCGCAUGAUAGCAAGAAGUGAAGAAGAAGUUGAGUUGUUUGAUCAAAUGGAUGAAGAACUGGAUUGGACAGAUGAGAUGACUUGCCAUGAAGAGGUACCUAAGUGGCUUCGAGCCAGUACAAAAGAAGUGAAUGCGACUGUGGCUACUUUAUCAAAAAAGCCGUCCAAGAACAUUUUAUUUACUGCUGGUGUUGUUGGUGUCUCAAAUGAAAUGGAGUCAGAGAGAAAAAGGGGGCGACCCAAGGGGAAAAAGCAUCCAAACUAUAAGGAAAUAGAUGAUGACAAUGGGGAAUACUCUGAAGCAAGUUCUGAUGAGAGAAAUGGUUAUUCUGUACAUGAUGAAGAUGGAGAAACUGGAGAAUUUGAAGAUGAAGAAUUUAGUGGUGCUGUUGGUGCACCCCCUCUAAAUAAGGACCAGUCUGAAGAAGAUGGCCCACUAGGUGAUAAUGGAAAUGAGUAUGCCCAGGCUUCAGAACACAUUAGAAACAAUCGCAUACUUGAAGAAGGUGGUUCUUCAGGAUCAUCAUUGGACAGUCGAAGGCCAACGCAGAUGGUGUCUCCUGUUUCUCCUCAGAAAUUUGGAUCUCUCUCCGCGUUAGAUGCUAGGCCAGGUUCUGUUGCAAAAAAACUGCAUGAUGAACUUGAGGAAGGUGAAAUUGCUUUAUCUGGAGAUUCUCACAUGGACCACCAGCUAUCUGAAAGUUGGAUUCAUGAUCGUGAAGAAGGUGAAGAUGAACAAGUUGUCCAACCCAAGAUAAAACGAAAGCGUAGUAUUCGGCUUCGACCUCGUCAUACUGUGGAAAGGGCAGAGGAGAAAUCUGUCAUUGAAGUACCUUAUCUCCUACGUGGAGAAUCAUCUUUGUUGCCUUCACAGCUGGACCAAAAGUACCAAUCACAACUAAGGAUUGAUACUGAGACAAAACCAACUCUUGAGCGGAAUGCUUUCAGGCUUGAUCCAAAUGAUUCAUCUUCUAAAACGAGGAGGAACUUGCCUCCAAGAAAAAUAGCUAAUACAACUAAGUUUCAUGCAUCACUGAAGUCUGGUAGAGUGAACAUGGCCUCUCCUGCAGAAAAUGCUUGUGAACCCACCAGAGAAAGUUGGGACGGAAAACUGGUUAAUACAAGUGGAUCGUCAAAUUUUGGUGUGAAGAUGUCUGAUGGCAUCCAAAGAAAGUGCAAAAAUGUGAUUAGCAAGCUUCGGAGGAGAAUAGAUAAGGAGGGCCAACAGAUUAUACCACUUUUAACAGAUUUGUGGAAGAGGAUUGAAAAUUCAGGCUACAUGGGUGGAAGUGGAAGUAAUCAUUUGGAUUUGUGGAAGAUUGAUCAGCGUGUUGACAGAUUAGAGUACAGCGGAGUUACAGAGCUUGUUUUUGAUGUGCAGUUAGUAUUAAAAAGUGCAAUGCAAUUUUAUGGGUUUUCACAUGAGGUCAGAUCUGAAGCCAGGAAAGUACACGAUCUGUUUUUUGACUUGUUGAAGAUUGUAUUUCCAGAUAAUGAUUUCCGAGAAGCUAGAAAUGCUCUCUCUUUCUCUAGCCCAGUAUCUACCUCGACCUCUGGUCCUUCUGCAAGACAGGUAGCAGUUAGCAAGAGGCAGAAGCCAAUAAACGAGGUGGAAUCUGAUCCAGACCUAACUCAAAAGACAUUGCAACGUGGAUUCCCUCAUGCUGGUGAGGAAACAAGGGUUAGAGUGCACAUGCCCCAAAAGGAAUCGAGACUUGGGAAAGGAAGUGGUAUUACCAAGGAACAUCAACAGGAUGAUUCUCCUCUAACUCAUCCAGGGGAGCUGGUUAUUUGCAAGAAAAAGAGGAAAGAAAGGGAAAAGUCUAUAGCAAAGCCUAGGAGUGGAUCAGUUGGCCCUGUUUCUCCCCCGAGUAUAGGUCGCAACAUGAGGAGUCAGGGUCCAGGAUCAGUCUCCAAGGAUGCAAGACUGACCCAACAGAGUAGCCAUCAGCAAGGUUUGCCCAACCGGCCUGGUCAUCCAUCAAAAGGUUGUGGUGGGAGUGUUGGUUGGGCCAAUCCUGUGAAGAAGUUGAGAACAGACGCAGGUAAAAGGAGACCAAGCCUUCUAUGACAUUCUAGAGUAUCUUAGGUAAUGAAAAAAUAUUUUGUUGCCAUUGACUGCAAGCACUGAGUUGUAUUUUAUGGCUCAUCAUGGCCUGUACAAUUGCAAUUAGAUCAUAUCAUUAAAACCAUUAAAGUAGUGUAGGUUCAUUGAGCCCUCGUUGUAUAUCGGUCUUUUUCUUAGGUUCAAUCAAUGCAAUAGUUUUCAUAUCUGCACCUUGCAGGUAUUAUUGUCUA